ACUCAUUUUUCCCUCAAUCGCCCCAUAAUUUCAAGUUUGAUUCUAACAUCUCCCUUCUCCGGCGGAAUAUGUACUCCACGCGACCCCUGACUCGUGAGGAUCUCGCCCUCCUCCCAAGCUUCGCCAAAGCGUUCGGUUGUGGAUGUGAUGAUGCAACCAGUACGCACGUCUCCGUAAGUCCACCCAACCUCCAAUUCAGGCACGACCAGAGGUCAAGUUACUUGGCAAAGGUGUCCGUCUGGAACAAGCGUCGCGACUACGUGGAAGUCCAUCUGGAGAAACUCAAUGCCCCGAACAUAUUCCAUGCCUUUUGCAAUAAAAAAGGUGCUUAUGGCGGAAGCCAAGUCGACGUUUGGGUCAAAUGCACUCCUGGCCUGCGGAAAUUGGCAUUUGACUGUCUGCGAAUUCGUGUGACCACGAUUAACUCAGACCCACGAGAGGUCCAAGUCUUGUCCGUCCCUCUCCAACUCUGUCCAGGCUUCUCGUGGUUUUCCAUGCCAAAAGUGGUCGCGAUGCCGUCGAUAUCUGUGGGAAAUGUGGCUGAAGUCUCCCUCACAUUCCCACAAGUCCCAGAACCAGAAAAGUUUUUUGUGGCCGUGCGCUCCUCGAAGCCACACUUGUCCGAAUCUCUCACGAUUACUCCGCUGUCAGGCGUGCUGGGCAGUGACUUUGACGCCGUGUCCGAGCUCGUAAUUCGGUACAAGCCAACCGACUACACCACUCUCGUUCACGUCGUCCAACUCCACUUUCCAGGCGUGGAUGCAGUUCCGCAUGAAAUCGUCAUAUUUGCUCGAGCCAUCCCAGGCAUCGAAAGUGAAAGAAUUAAACGUGAGACGACCAUCCUUCAAAAUUUCAUGGCCAUGGAGCAAUCGAGCAAAGCUGCCACGGAGAGGAAAAGGUUGCCCGAGCCCAAGUUGAGAUUUAAGCCUGCGCCACCAGCACCACCGUCGUCUGGGGGGGAUGAGGAGGAGGAGGAAGAGACCGAUUCUCCUCAACCGAAAACCUGCUCCACAGUCAAAAACGGGGACGAUCUCACCACGCCGGCCGGAGUAAUGCGAUUUCUGCUACGAAAGGGUGCUCGAAGUCAUGAAAAUGCGAAAACGGUGGAACUAACGACGCCUCAAGAAGAGAAAGUUCACUCUCAGCCGGACUCUAAAAACGAGUUCCACACUACUGAAAAAAUGCGACACAAACAUGGACACAGCCCACUGCACCAUUCACACGCUCCCCUUGAUGAGGACCCCACUCAAAACAGGGACAAGUUUGCAGAGAAAAGUGUUCACAGUCAUCAUCGUGAUCAACACGAGAAAGAAGCCGGAGUGAACGAGGAGGACGAGGAAGACGUGCCUCGAACCAGAGGGAAGGGGACAAAGCAAAAAAGUCUUCAUCGUCUGGGAAAACUCAGCAAGCCCAACCUCAACGAAGGUCUAUUCGUAGACGAUGAAGGUCGCAAAGAGACGCACAAUUCGUCCAAAAUCGGUCAGAAGCGAUCGAAAUCGGUCAAACAGUCCAAGGAAACUCGUGACGAGGAGGAAGUGGAAGAAGAGCAGGUUGUUCACCAUAACCUUUCCGGACACGACUCAAGUGACCCCAGCACUCCACGGCAUAAUCACAAGGUCGGAGGUCACCACCACGCCACGGAUGCAUUAUUCGUAUCGCCGGACCAUGACGCAGCCUAUAACUCGUCAACGGAAUGA
Molecule: messenger RNA, 1697 nt
Organism: Folsomia candida
Lineage: Eukaryota; Metazoa; Arthropoda; Collembola; Entomobryomorpha; Isotomidae
Exons: 8
Coding region: 69-1697 (542 amino acids)
Source: RefSeq, a predicted model, not a curated record